UAAAAGUCGGCAAAAUCAAACAUAUCCAUGUCUUUGAUCAUCAUUUUCUGCCGCGUGUAGAAGUAAUUCAAAAUGAUUAAAGUUGUGAGUUUAGCCCUCGCUGUGUCGUUUGUAACUGCUAAUAUUGAGAUUAAAGUACACGACUGUGGUUCUGUAGAUGCCCGAAUCAAUUCUAUCAGAGUCAUGCAGUGUGAAAGAGAACCUUGUAUCGUGCAUAAAGGCCAAGAUUACACCGUUCUUGUAAAUUUUACAGCAACACGAACUGUUCAAGAAGCCCACAACCAUCUACAUGGAGGGUUAGGAUUUCUCCAAGUUCCAUUUCCUUUGAACCCUGAGAAUGCUUGUGGCAAGAAUGUACCAUGUCCAAUUGAAGCGGGAAAGACAUACCUCUACAAUAACACAAUGACUUGUCCUGACUUUGCUCCUAGUCUACGUGUAGCGGCGAAAUGGGAAAUAAAAGACGAGAAUCAGAAAGAUAUUUUCUGUUUUGCUACUGCUCUACAAAUUGUUUCAUAGUGUAAUACUUAUGUCAUUCAGCUUAGAUAUUACGAUAAAACGUUUUUGACAAAA
Mercenaria mercenaria is the source of this 570-nucleotide messenger RNA. Its product is annotated as NPC intracellular cholesterol transporter 2-like. Gene Ontology annotation, biological process: sterol transport. The transcript has 4 exons. The record is from RefSeq and is a predicted model, not a curated record. The coding region runs from base 73 to 516 and encodes 147 amino acids. Gene Ontology annotation, molecular function: sterol binding. Lineage: Eukaryota; Metazoa; Mollusca; Bivalvia; Venerida; Veneridae.